Rotaria sp. Silwood1 is the source of this 2688-nucleotide messenger RNA. The record is from the annotation of a GenBank genome assembly. Lineage: Eukaryota; Metazoa; Rotifera; Eurotatoria; Philodinida; Philodinidae.
AUGAAUAGUAGUCGUAAACCAUCAUAUGAUUUUUUUUCAUCAUCAAGUCCUCAUGAUGAAUAUGAACUUAUACAACGUAUUGGUUCGGGAACAUAUGGGGAUGUUUAUAAAGCACGACAUAUACCAACAGCAUCAAUGCGUGCAUUGAAAGUUAUUAAACUUGAAGCAGGUGAUGAUAUUAAUAUAAUACAACAAGAAAUUCUUAUGAUGAUACAAUGUAGUCAUUCAAAUAUUAUAGCUUAUUUUGGUAGUUAUUUAAAACGAGAUAAAUUAUGGAUCGCUAUGGAAUUAUGUUCUGGUGGAUCAAUGCAAGAUAUUUAUCAUAUUUAUGGACCACUUAAUGAAUUACAAAUAGCUUAUAUACUCAAAGAAACUUUAAAAGGAUUAGAUUAUCUUCAUAAAACUGGUAAAAUGCAUCGUGAUAUUAAAGGUGCUAAUAUUUUACUCACUGAUGAUGGAUAUGUAAAACUAGCGGAUUUUGGUGUCGCAGCAAGUAUAACUGCGACUAUGUGUAAAAGAAAAUCAUUUAUUGGUACACCUUAUUGGAUGGCACCAGAAGUUGCCGCUGUUGAACGUAAAGGUGGUUAUAAUCAUUUAUGUGAUAUAUGGGCUGUUGGUAUUACAGCAAUUGAAUUUGCUGAAUUACAACCACCAAUGUUUGAUUUACAUCCUAUGCGUGCACUUUUUUUAAUGUCUAAAUCAGGUUUUAAACCACCAACAUUAAAAGAUAGAACAAAAUGGUCAAUAACAUUUCAAAAUUUUAUUAAAUAUGCUUUAAUCAAAAAUCCAAAGAAAAGACCAUCAGCUGAACGAUUACUUGAACAUCCAUUUCUACAAGGAAAUUUAACAGCACAAAUUGCAAAAGAUCUCUUGGAUAGAUUACAUAAUGGAGCCAUGAAUAAUAUAAUAUCUGAAGAUAGAGAUGAUGAUGAAGACGAUAGAAGUAUCUUUCAAGCACCACAUAAGAUUACAUCAACUAGAGAUGCGACAUCAGCAUCAUCAUCAAGUAAGAAACAAAAAAAAAAACUUAUUACCAAUAUUUAUACUGUUAGAGUCGGAAGUGUUCGACCUCUUGUAGCAAAUUUAAGUCAACCACCAUUAAUUCGUAGUUCAAUUCUCAAUGAUUCAAUUCCAACGAAAAUCAAUGUAGACAAUUCAAUCAAUGAUAGACAUUCUCCAUUAAAUGUUUCAUUAUCAACAAAAAAUAAGAAUAAUGAAAAUUUUGAACAUAUUCAACGAUUAAAAUCAUUAGGUUUAGCUGAAGAAGAUAUUCAUCAUUUAAUGAAAAAAUUGCCAUUAAGUGCAUUUGAAAAUUUAGCUUUAAAUGAAAUUCAACAUAUUGUUGAUGUAAUGCGUGAAGCUGAUGUUGAAGAAAAUGAAGAUUUAAUUAAAGAUAAUACAAUAAAACGAGAACCAAAAUUAACAUCAAAUAUAAAAGAACAACAAGAAACAAUAUAUGAUCAUGAUAUUGAUACAAAUAAUAAUACAUUAAAACAAAAUAAUGAUUAUGAAAAUAUUUUACCAAUAUCUAAUCAUACACUUCAAAUAAAACAAGAUCAUUCAAUAUCAUCAAAUGGUAUUCCAAGUGUACCGAGAGUUCAUAUGGGUGCUGGUUUUAUGAAAAUAUUUAAUCAAUGUCCAUUAGAAAUUCAUGCUAGUUACUGUUGGAUGAAUACUGAAACGAAAAAUCAAUUUGUACUGAUUGCAGCUGAAGAAGGCAUUUAUUCAUUAAAUCUUAAUGAAUUACAUGAUGCUACUUUAGAAUUGUUAUAUCCUCGACGAACAACUUGGUUAUUUGUUAAUGAUAAUAUUCUUUGGUCAAUUUCAGGCAAAUCAAAUAGUUUAUAUCGACAUGAUCUUUUUUUAUUAAUGCAAAAUAAAAGUACAACUCGAUUAUCAUUACCAUUAAAUAAAUUUCCCAUAUCAGGAAAAUUUGAAAAAUUAAUGCCCAAAAAAUCAGCAGCAUCUAUUAAAAUUAAUAAUACACGUGGAUGUAUUCGAUGUUGUGUUAGUCGAAAUCAAUAUAAUGGAUUUAUUUAUCUUGCUGGAAUGUCAAUUAAUGAAAUAUUUCUUAUGCAAUAUUAUGAUCCAUUAAGAAAAUUUAUGAAUUUAAAAACUGUUUCAAUUUCAAUACCUAUUGAACCAAAGAUUUUUCAAAUAAUUUUUUCACCAGAAAAUCAAUAUGCUUACGUAUGUGUUGGUGUUAGUAAAAGUAAAUCUUCACCGAAUUCAUAUAAAUUUGCUGCAAUUAAUUUUGAAACUGAAAGAGUGGAAAAUUAUGAUGAUGUUUCUCUUCUUUCUAAUGUUUCUCGUGUCAUGCAACAUGAAAAAGAUGCUGAUACAGUAUUUAUUUGUCAAGGAAAUCAUAUAAAUAUUGUAAAUUCUCAAGGUAGACCUCACACAAAUAGACAAAUAUUAUCUGAACUUGAUUUUGAUUAUGAAAUUCAAUCAUUAGUUUGUGUACAAGAUAGUAUACUUGCAUUUCAUAAACAUGGUAUGCAAGGUAGAAAUUUAAAAGAUAAUGAAGUUACACAAGAAAUUUAUGAUCAAACUCGAUCAUUUCGAGUUAUUGGUAAUGAUCGAUUGGUCGUCUUACAAAGUCAUUCAUUUGAUCGGUUACAAUCAUCUAAUACAUUAAAUACAAUACCAUCUGAUUUACAUAUUCUAAUGGGUCAUGAAAAUACAUAA